Messenger RNA from Dermatophagoides pteronyssinus (European house dust mite), 4355 nucleotides. RefSeq lists its product as uncharacterized. Lineage: Eukaryota; Metazoa; Arthropoda; Arachnida; Sarcoptiformes; Pyroglyphidae. Gene Ontology annotation, molecular function: lipid binding. Gene Ontology annotation, cellular component: endoplasmic reticulum. The record is from RefSeq and is a predicted model, not a curated record.
CAUUUAUGUGUUGAGUUCUUCAAAUUCACAAAGCAUUUUUUGUUAUAAAAAAAAAUUCACCACAGUUUUUUAAACUAUAUCGAUUAUGAAUUGUUGUGUAUAAAAAAAAGAUGGCCAAAAAAAUAAGCAUCAAAUUUACUCCCACAUCACAGCAACAAAAUAGAUCUUCAUUAUCACCGCCAGAUACGCCCACUGAAUUAUCAUUAAUGGGUAGCCCGUUUGAUGAUUUUGCAAUCACUUCCGAAGAUGAUCUUGGUUCUGUACAAUUAUUUUCAAUCACUGAUGAAGAAAGUGAAGAUAAUUCCGAAUCAAUUGGUGAUCCAGAUUGUCAAAGACAGUCACAACAGUUACAUCAACAACAGAAUAGACAGCCACCAAAAGUUGAAGAUGAAAUCGAUAUGAUUGAUGCAAAAAUUAGACAGGAAAAGAAAAAAGGUUCAGGAAAUAAAAUGGAUAAAUUUAUGAAACAUUUACAGGAAGCUUUAACACCAUCAUCAUCAUCAUCAUUAUUGAAUCAAGAUUCAUCCAAAAAUCCAAUCAAGCAUGAUAUAGAAUCGGAAACAACAACAUCAUCAUCAUCAUUAUUAUCAUCAUCGACGACUAAUAAUCAAAAUUCAACAAGUUGGUUGAAUGAUAUAAAAUUUACCAAUCUGGUCAAUUUAAAUAAAUUACGUAAUGAAAAGCAACAACAAACAAAAAUUAUGCAAUCAGAAUCGAUGGAUAAUUUUUUUGAUAAUCAACAGCAACAACAACAAUCACAACCAACAACAACAGGUUCAACAUCGAGGAAAAUGUCGAUGGCUAUUGGAGUAAAAAAUUAUAACCAUCCAAUUUCAACAUCAUCAUCAUCAUCACUAUCGACAACAGCAACAACAACAACGAUGACGACAACGGCAGCAACAACAACAAUGGUAGCAGACGCUCCUACAACAAUUAUGAUGAUGACGAACACGUUUUCCUCUAUCGUGGACGCAAACGGACAAAUUAUGGUAUCAUCACCAUCGAAUGACAAUAAUAGUGAAGAUUAUCAACAACAAGUGCCCAAUGAAUCAUCGGAUAUUUCAUCGAUAACUAUGACAGCUGAAACAACGAGCAAUAGUAAUGAAAAUAUGGCUAAAGAAUCAAAAGAUAAACCACAAAAAUUAAAAGAUAUGUUCAUUGGAUUGAAAUCUAAUUCCGGUGAAUCAUCUGCAACUAAGAAAAAAUUUACAUUAUUUGAUAAGAAAACAUUUCAACCGAAAAACAAACAACAGCAACAAUCACAGGAUACGCAACAAGAUUUAUUCAAUAAAUUGAUCUCUCCUAUGCGAACAACAACACCAUCACCAACGGUACCGGUACCAUCAUCAUCAAUUACAUCGGCCUUAUUAUCACCGGUUCAACAGCAUUCAAUUACAUCGCCUUCAUUUUCAAAUUCACAAGUAUUGUCUAAUUUUCUUGCUACAUUCACCAAUGCAUCAUCAUCAUCGGCAAAAGUAUCGUUUACAGCAAAUACCGAUUCCAAUAAUAUAGCAGGUUGUACAAGAUCUGCAUCAACCGAACAUGUUGAUACGAUUGGUGGUUAUAAAAAUAAAUCCAAUAAAAUGACCAAUAGUAAAUCAAUGAUGACAUUCCGUAAAGCAACAAAAUUCGAAGAUAAUAAUAACAAUAAUAAUAAUAAUAAUGUCAACAAUGUCAACAACAAUAUUAAUAACAUCAACAAUACAAUAAUCAAUGAUGAUGAAGAAGAGAAUAAUCAAUUUGGAUUAUUACCAACAUAUUUAUUGACCAGUACUUUAGCCACACAGAAUCCAACAUUAAGACGACGUACAAAAAGUUCACCAUUAAGAAAUCGAACACCGACACCUGAUGAAACAAUUCAUAUGGGAAAACCAUUUGAUCAUCAGCAAUUUAUUCAACAAAAACGACAAAAACAUCGUCUUUCUGAUGUUAGUCAUUCAUCAUCAUCAUCGUCAUCAUUACCAUCAUUGAAUGAUGACUUAGUGAAUGAAAAAAAUUUUGAUACAACUCUUGUCAAUAAUGAAAAUCAUUAUCAUAGUCAUCAUCAUCAUCAUCAACAGCCACAGCAACAAAAACAACAACAACAACAAAAGAAAAAUGUUAUAAAUCAAUCAUUAUGGUCAAAGAUGACAUCAUCAAUCACAUUUCAAUAUUACCUCUUUUUAUCUAUGGCUGUAUCAUCCGGAUUCUUUAUUUGCAUAUCACCAUUACCUUCAUUUAUAAAUGGUUUCAUUUUUGGUUUUUUGAUGACAUUUUUCAUCGUUACAAUAGGCAUUAUUUAUUUGGUUGCCAAUUUUUUCCUGAUUAAAUCUGAUGAUCCUAAACGUGGUGAUCAAUCCGGAAGAUCAGAAGGUUUAGGAUUAAAACGUACUAAAUCAAAACGACUACCCUUUAAUGUUUCCUCAUCGAUACCUAACAAUGAUGGUAUUAUCUAUGCUGGAUGGGUGUACGAAUUUAUUGGUGAUUAUAUUGAACGUGAAAAAAAUGGUUUUGUUUCUAGAUUAGUCUAUUUAGUUUUAAGCGGAUCUAAAUUGAACAUAUUUGUUCCUAGUCAAGAGAUUAGUGAUAAAAAAUUGAAACAAAUUUUAUUAGAUCCUACAUCCGGAAACAAUCGAAACUUUGCUCUACAAUCGCAAAAAGUGAUCGAUUUUUCUCGUAUUCAUCAUAAACGUAUUUGCCUUUAUUUAACCAAAAAUGUUCGUAAUCAACGUAAAUAUAUUUGGAGUAAAAAAUAUCCCAUUUGUAUUGAAUUCAAUGAAGAGAUUAGACAAGAUGAUAAUUUAGAUAAUUCAUUUCAAUCAGCUUCACCAACACCCAUAUUAUCUAAACUGGUCAUAUUUGCUCGAACAUGUCGUGAAAAAGAAGAAUGGUUUUGGGCAAUUAAAACAUCGAUUGAUUCCAUAAUAAGCUCAAGCAAGAAUUCUAUAUCGGUUCGUGGAUCGAAUAAUUCGUUGAAUGAUUCACCAAGUGAAUCUAAAACCUAUUUGUUUGUCGCUUCGACCGGAGAAUUUAAACAAACUGAUCCAGAAAUAUUAGUUACACAGCAAAAUAAUCAUCAUCAUCAUCAUCAACAAUGUCUUCACAUAUUAACUCGUCGUCUAAAUUAUUCAAAUUUUAUGCGCACAAAUAUCUUAAAUGCUGAAGGAAUAGGACCAGGUAAUCCAGGAAUGAUGACAGCAUUAACCUGGUUCAAUGUUCUUCUUAAUCGGCUUUCGUUCGAUAUUCUUAACAAACCGAAUUGGAGUGCAUAUAUAGCCAAAAAAUUGCAACGUAAAUUGCGUAGACUACGAUUGCCAUAUUUUAUGGAAUCGUUAACUAUCACCGAAAUAGAUAUCGGUACCACAUUGCCCAAAUUUAAUUCAGUGCCUUCGGUACCAACCGUUGAUGAUGCCGGUCUUUGGAUUGAGUUCGAUGUUAACUAUUCAGGCGGUUUCACAAUGACCUUAGAGACAAAGAUUAAUUUACUUAAAUUAUCGGCUAACGUAGAGAAUUUUGCCGAUGUUUCACCAGCUUCGACACCAAAUGAUUCACCCAAAUUGACACAAAAAAUUGGCGGCAAAUAUUGGAGUGGCUAUCGAGCUAAAUAUCGUAGCAGUGCUAUUGGUACACAAAGUCCAGCACCUGGAACCGAAUUGAAUGAUGAAUUUUGUGAUGAUGAUUCGGAUCUUGAUUCGAUCAUAACCAGUUCAGAAGAUGAAGAACCUGAGACGGCUCCAGCAGCGCCAGAUGAUGCCGAUACAGAUGAAAAACAAAAGAAAUUGAUCAGAUUCGUCGAAAAGAUUGCUUCCAAUCAAUAUUUUCAGAAAGCAAGUCAAAUGAAUUUUGUAAAGAAAGCUUUGGAAGGCGUAUCAAAUAUGUCUAUUAUGUUGACCGUUCAAAUUAAUUCACUAAAUGGAACAUUAGCUAUCAAUAUACCGGAACCACCUACUGAUCGUCUUUGGUAUGGAUUUCGUAAUGAUCCAUCAUUUUCGAUAACAGCCCGCCCAAAAUUAGGUGAUCAUGAUCUGAAUCUAAGUUAUGUAACAAACUUUAUUGAAAAAAAGCUUCGUAAUGAAUUUUUCAACUAUUUUGUGAUUCCGAACAUGGAUGAUUUUUUCAUUCCAUCAUUAAACACUGGCAUUGAACAGUAUAUCAACGUGGUGCCUUAGCUACACAAACACACAUACAAAUUUUAAUUAAUAUUUUCAUCUAAAAAAAUAUAGUUAAACAAAUUUCAUUCGUAUCUCAGGAUGUUCACAUCCAUAGACACACACACACAUCUAUACACACUUAAAUGUCUCAUUAUUGUCCACAUUUACAUUAACAGUAUCUAAGCAUCUUUCUUAAUUCAAAUGAUUGACUUAUCAUCAUUAAAA